Molecule: messenger RNA, 1520 nt
Organism: Drosophila santomea
Lineage: Eukaryota; Metazoa; Arthropoda; Insecta; Diptera; Drosophilidae
Gene: jdp
Product: J domain-containing protein
Exons: 5
Coding region: 101-688 (195 amino acids)
Cellular component (GO): cytoplasm
Source: RefSeq, a predicted model, not a curated record
UCAGUUCGACUUUCGACGCGCUGCCAGAAACAUCGUGAGCACCGCUUAGCCAAAAAAAAUACAUAUAAAUUCCCGACGGAUCCCAGGAAAAACUGACGCAAUGAGCGCCGUUGAUGCUAUAAUCAAUUACAAGCGCAGUCCCAACGAGGACUUCUACGGUCUGCUCCAUUGCGAUGAGAACUCAUCGCCCGAGCAGAUCCAGGCCGAGUACAAGGUCCUGGCCCUCCAGUACCAUCCCGACAAGAACUCCGGCGACAAGGAGGCGGAGGCCAAGUUCCAGCAGCUAAAGGAGGCCAAGGAAACCUUGUGCGAUCCGGAAAAGAGGGCCAUUUACGACAAGUGGCGCAACAGCGGCAUCUCGAUGAGCUACAAACAGUGGCUGGGCAUGAAGGAGCAUGUCGGUCAGGUGAGAAGAUACACGAUUGCCGAGAAAGUGGAUAAAGAGUCCAUGCACUGGGUCACCCCCAAGACCAAGGAUCGCAUGCUGCCGGAGAGCGGAGGAGCAGCUGCCCAGGCACCUGGCUCCGGGGCAGGAUGCAGCAGCGGUGGCCUGACCGCAGCCUCCCCCAAUCCCGCCCACCGGCGGGCCUCGGAGGGCGGGGCGGCCUUGUACUACGGCAGUCGCAAGGGGGAGUGGGGCGGCGAGAACACCGAUGUGGCCAACAAGUUCCGCAACUACGAGAUCUAAGAUGAGUCAGAUGAGCGACGGCCACAGAAACGAGUUUCAAUUAAAAAAAAAAAAUAUAUAUUUCAAGUCAAAGCGAAACCGAAGAGCGAGCAGGAGGAAAGUUAUGCAAUUAUAUCAAAAAUAUUCUGAAAAGGGAAACAAAGUUUAUUAUCGAUGUGUAACUUAAGCGUUGCGAACUACAGAGCACAGAUACUCUUAUAUAGAUGUUUAUAGGUGUACAAAAAUAUAUCUUAAAAAAAUGGUAAUUAACUAACGUAUAUUUAAGUGAAAGAAACUGUAAUUUCAAUAAACUCCCCCGAUGAAAAAUCCCAGGCGGAGCGGCAAGAAUUUUAAGUUGAAGUAAUUAGUCAAAUUUUAACGCAGUCAUGCAUAUAAAAUAUACACAGCAUAUACUAUAUACUAUAUAUAUAUUUAUGUAAUCAGUGUAUUUGUAUAUCGAUGUUUCAAGUACCAUGAAUGUACCCCCAAGACAAUCCCUUGGCAGCAAACAAAACUAAACUAAAGCUAAAGCUGUAACUUUAACUGAAACUAAACUAUUACUAACCUAGUGACAGUCUAGCGAUUUACCCACCACGAGCCAGAAAAUGGGAACAUAUUGAGAGGCAUGGUAAAGCGAAUUUAAACCUUUAUACACACGACACAUUUGCAUAGUCAAAAAACGUAUAUCUCACUCGGUGUCCUUUUUAACUGCAACAUUGCGAAAAGCUCCCAUGAACUGUUUUCCCUACCUGAAAAAUCAUUUUCGCAGAAAAUCUACAAAAAAAAAAUGUGACAAAAUAUCAAAGAAAAAUCAAAAAAAAAAUCAAAGAAAAAACAAAAAUGUGCAGAGAAA